This is a messenger RNA of Henningerozyma blattae CBS 6284, 990 nucleotides long. RefSeq names its product 6-phosphogluconolactonase. The transcript has a single exon. Bases 1 to 990 code for a protein of 329 amino acids. NCBI's taxonomy places the organism in Eukaryota, Fungi, Ascomycota, Saccharomycetes, Saccharomycetales, Saccharomycetaceae. Gene Ontology annotation, biological process: pentose-phosphate shunt; carbohydrate metabolic process. Gene Ontology annotation, molecular function: 6-phosphogluconolactonase activity. The record is from RefSeq and is a predicted model, not a curated record.
AUGACUACAAACAUUCCAAAGGUUUAUGCCUUCCCGGAGCUAGAUGAAGUCGCUGAUGCAGUGGCAGAUUAUGUAGUUUAUGUUCAAAAUCACGCACUUGCUAAGCCAGUAAAGGAAAAGAAGUUGUCAAGUAGUAGUUUAAAUGGAAUGGUUACGACUACAGGAACUGUAGACUUUAAAGAAAUUCGAAGAACCCCCUCAGUUAAAAGUGCAGGAAACGGCAAUGUAAACAACUCGUCAUCAAAGGAUCUUUCGAAGAAACCAAAGAAGGAGGCUCGAUUUAGAAUUGCUAUUUCAGGAGGUUCAUUAAUUCAAGUAUUAAACAAAGGUCUAUUAACAAGAACUGACGUAAAAUGGGAUAGAUGGGAUAUUUAUUUUGCUGAUGAAAGAUUAGUACCAUUUGACUCGCAGGACAGCAAUUAUGGUCAAGCAAAGCGUAAAAUUUUUGAUUUGAUAGAUACUGAAAAAUACGGUGAACCAAAUAUCUACCAUAUUGAAGAAGACUUAAUUUCAGAUCCACAAGAAUGCGCAGAUCGUUACGAAAAAGUACUUAUCAAAGGUUUUGCAGGAAGAGAUUCUGUUAAAUUACCAAUGUUUGAUCUAUUUUUACUAGGUUGUGCACCUGAUGGCCAUAUUGCAUCAUUAUUCCCAAAUUUCCAAGAAAGUUUAAGAGAGAACUUAGCAUGGGUUAUUCCUGUUGAAGGUGCUCCAAGUGGUCCGUCGAAGAGAAUUUCUUUGACAAUUCCAGUUAUCUGUCAUUCAAAUAGAGUAGCAUUUGUUGUUGAAGGUGCAACUAAAGCCCCAGUUAUUAAAACCAUUAUGGAAAGACCAGAAAAAGGUCUUCCAAGUUCAAUUGUUAAUGAAGGUGCAGCUGGCCGUGUAUCUUGGUUUGUUGAUAAUGACGCAUUAACUGAAACGUUUGUUGUCAAAAAGAAAUAUAAAAAUCGUUCUCAUGAAAAACCAGAAGAAGAAACCCCUAUUCAACAGUAA